GUGCGUGUGUCUCUGUCCGCGCUGCUGAAACGGGCUCUUCGAGGGAUCGGCGUCACAUGACUCCGCCUGCCCCUCGCCAGCGCGCAGAUCGCCAGUCCCUCAGUUUGCCCGGCGCCGGAGGAGGGUCGGGCGGGAUCUUCCGGGCACUGGGGCUGUGCGGAGCGGAGAAGAGGUUCCAGCGGAGAAUAGUAUAUCUGGUUCAAGAAGCCGCGGCUCGGCGCCAGAUCCUGGAGUGUAGAUAUUUGGGGGGAGGGGAGAGCGAGGGAGCGAGCGAGCGAGCGCCAGAGAGAGGCAGCGCGCAGCGCGCACGGACGGGGAGCUGCUGCGCGGAGAAGAUGUAAGCGCGUGGGGUCUCGCUGGCCUCUGAGCACCAUGCAGAAGGGGAUCCGGCUGAACGAUGGCCACGUCGCGUCUCUGGGACUGCUGGCGCGCAAAGACGGCACGCGCAAAGGCUACCUGAGUAAGCGGAGUUCAGACAACACAAAAUGGCAAACCAAGUGGUUCGCGCUGCUACAGAACCUGCUCUUCUACUUCGAGAGCGACUCGAGCUCGCGGCCCUCGGGGCUUUACCUGCUGGAGGGCUGCGUCUGCGACCGCGCGCCCUCCCCCAAGCCGGCGCUGUCGGCCAAGGAGCCUCUGGAGAAACAGCAUUACUUCACGGUGAACUUCAGCCAUGAGAACCAGAAAGCCUUGGAGCUGAGGACAGAGGACGCAAAAGAUUGUGAUGAAUGGGUGGCAGCCAUUGCACAUGCCAGCUACAGGACCCUGGCCACAGAGCAUGAGGCAUUAAUGCAGAAGUACCUGCACCUGCUGCAGAUCGUGGAGACGGAAAAGACCGUAGCCAAGCAGCUUCGGCAGCAGAUCGAGGAUGGGGAGAUCGAGAUCGAGCGGCUGAAGGCAGAGAUCGCAUCCCUGCUCAAGGACAAUGAGCGCAUCCAGUCCACCCAGACUGUUGCUCCCAACGAUGAAGACAGCGACAUCAAGAAAAUUAAGAAGGUGCAGAGCUUCCUGCGGGGCUGGCUGUGCCGGCGGAAGUGGAAGACCAUCAUCCAGGACUACAUCCGGUCACCCCAUGCCGACAGCAUGCGCAAGAGGAACCAGGUGGUGUUCAGCAUGCUGGAGGCUGAGGCUGAGUACGUGCAGCAGCUGCACAUCCUUGUCAACAAUUUCCUGCGCCCACUGCGGAUGGCCGCCAGCUCCAAGAAGCCUCCCAUCACACAUGACGAUGUCAGCAGCAUCUUCCUGAACAGUGAAACCAUCAUGUUUUUACAUCAGAUCUUUUACCAAGGCCUGAAGGCCCGCAUCUCCAGCUGGCCCACGCUAGUCCUGGCUGACCUGUUUGACAUCCUGCUGCCCAUGCUCAACAUCUACCAAGAGUUUGUCCGCAACCACCAGUAUAGCCUGCAGAUCCUGGCCCACUGCAAGCAGAACCGUGACUUUGACAAGCUGCUGAAGCACUACGAGGCCAAGCCUGACUGCGAGGAGAGGACGCUGGAGACCUUCCUCACCUACCCCAUGUUCCAGAUCCCCAGGUACAUAUUGACCCUCCACGAGCUCCUGGCCCACACACCUCAUGAGCACGUUGAGCGCAACAGCCUGGAUUACGCCAAGUCCAAACUGGAGGAGCUGUCCAGGAUAAUGCACGAUGAAGUAAGUGAGACAGAGAACAUCCGGAAAAACCUGGCCAUCGAGCGCAUGAUCAUCGAAGGCUGUGAGAUCCUCCUGGACACCAGCCAGACCUUUGUGAGACAAGGUUCCCUCAUCCAGGUGCCCAUGUCUGAAAAGGGCAAGAUCACCAGAGGGCGCCUGGGGUCUCUCUCCCUAAAGAAAGAGGGUGAGCGACAGUGCUUCCUGUUUUCUAAGCAUCUGAUUAUCUGUACCAGAGGCUCUGGAGGGAAGCUUCACCUGACCAAGAACGGAGUCAUAUCCCUCAUUGACUGCACUUUAUUGGAGGAGCCAGAAAGCACGGAGGAGGAAGCCAAAGGAUCCAGCCAAGACAUAGAUCACUUGGAUUUUAAAAUCGGGGUGGAGCCAAAGGAUUCCCCGCCCUUUACGGUCAUCCUAGUGGCCUCGUCCAGACAGGAGAAGGCGGCGUGGACCAGUGACAUCAGCCAGUGUGUGGAUAACAUCCGAUGCAAUGGGCUCAUGAUGAACGCGUUUGAAGAAAAUUCCAAGGUCACUGUGCCACAGAUGAUCAAGAGGACCAGUGAGGGGACUAGGGAAGCAGAAAUGAGCAGGUCUGACGCCUCCUUAUAUUGUGAUGAUGUUGACAUUCGCUUCAGCAAAACCAUGAACUCCUGCAAAGUGCUUCAGAUCCGCUACGCCAGCGUGGAGCGGCUGCUGGAGAGGCUGACAGACCUGCGCUUCCUGAGCAUCGACUUCCUCAACACCUUCCUGCACUCCUACCGGGUCUUCACCACCGCCGUCGUGGUCCUGGACAAGCUCAUUACCAUCUACAAGAAGCCCAUCAGUGCCAUCCCUGCCAGGUGGCUGAGGUCGCUGGAGCUUCUGUUUGCCAGUGGCCAGAACAACAAGCUUCUGUACGGUGACCCCCCCAAGUCCCCGCGUGCCACCCGCAAGUUCUCCUCGCCACCACCUCUGUCCAUCACCAAGACAUCUUCGCCAAGCCGCCGGCGGAAGCUCUCCCUGAACAUCCCCAUUAUCACCGGCGGCAAGGCCCUGGACCUGGCCGCCCUCAGCUGCAACUCCAAUGGCUACACCAGCAUGUACUCGGCCAUGUCGCCCUUCAGCAAGGCCACACUGGACACCAGCAAGCUCUAUGUGUCCAGCAGCUUCACCAACAAGAUUCCAGAUGAGGGCGAUACGACCCCUGAGAAGCCCGAAGACCCUUCGGUGCUCAGCAAGCAGAGCUCAGAAGUCUCCGUGAGAGAGGAGUCAGAUACUGAUCAAAACCAGAGUGAUGAUGGUGAUGCUGAAACAUCACCAACUAAAUCUCCAACAACACCCAAAUCAGUCAAAAGCAAAAAUUCUUCAGAGUUCCCGCUCUUUUCCUAUAACAACGGAGUCGUCAUGACCUCCUGUCGCGAACUGGACAAUAACCGCAGUGCCUUGUCGGCUGCCUCCGCCUUUGCCAUAGCAACCGCGGGGGCCAACGAGGGCACCCCAAACAAGGAGAAGUACCGGAGGAUGUCCUUAGCCAGUGCAGGGUUUCCCCCAGACCAGAGGAAUGGAGACAAGGAGUUUGUGAUCCGCAGAGCAGCCACCAAUCGUGUCUUGAACGUGCUCCGCCACUGGGUGUCCAAGCACUCUCAGGACUUUGAAACCAAUGAUGAGCUCAAAUGCAAGGUGAUCGGCUUCCUGGAAGAAGUCAUGCACGACCCGGAGCUCCUGACCCAGGAGCGGAAGGCUGCAGCCAACAUCAUCAGGACUCUGACCCAGGAGGACCCAGGUGACAACCAGAUCACGCUGGAGGAGAUCACGCAGAUGGCUGAAGGCGUGAAGGCUGAGCCCUUUGAAAACCACUCGGCCCUAGAGAUUGCGGAGCAGCUGACCCUGCUAGACCACCUCGUCUUCAAGAAGAUUCCUUAUGAGGAGUUCUUCGGACAAGGAUGGAUGAAACUGGAAAAGAAUGAAAGGACCCCUUAUAUCAUGAAAACAACCAAGCACUUCAAUGAUAUCAGUAACUUGAUUGCUUCAGAAAUCAUCCGCAAUGAGGACAUCAAUGCCAGGGUGAGCGCCAUCGAGAAGUGGGUGGCCGUGGCUGACAUCUGCCGCUGCCUCCACAACUACAAUGCUGUGCUGGAGAUCACCUCAUCCAUGAACCGCAGUGCAAUCUUCCGGCUCAAAAAGACAUGGCUCAAAGUCUCUAAGCAGACUAAAGCUUUGAUUGAUAAGCUCCAAAAGCUUGUGUCAUCUGAGGGCAGAUUUAAGAAUCUCAGAGAAGCUCUGAAAAAUUGUGACCCACCCUGUGUCCCUUACCUGGGGAUGUACCUCACCGACCUGGCCUUCAUCGAGGAGGGGACGCCCAAUUACACGGAAGACGGCCUGGUCAACUUCUCCAAGAUGAGGAUGAUAUCGCAUAUUAUCCGAGAGAUUCGCCAGUUUCAACAAACUGCCUACAAAAUAGAGCACCAAGCAAAGGUAACGCAAUAUUUACUGGACCAAUCUUUUGUAAUGGAUGAAGAAAGCCUCUACGAGUCUUCUCUCCGAAUAGAACCAAAACUCCCCACCUGAAGCUGUGCCCAGCCCAGACCCAGCUGUUCCCGGGGACACGUGCUAGAUAAUACUGUACAUAUUCGUUUGGUUUCACUGGAUUUUCUUCUUCAGUAUGUGCUUCUCCAAGAAUACAAAUCGUCCUUGUUCUUAGAUUCCUGUAGAACCGGAAUAUGAGUUUCUGCACCGUUUCAGACUUUGCCCACCCGUCCCUCCCCUCGUCUCCUGCAGUGCCUGUUUCUUUUAAACAGCUGUACUCUUGGUCCCUCUUCCCUAGACUCCUCACUCUUCUCAGAGGGGAAACAGCACCCUUGCAUACAAGAACCUCAGACUCCAGUCCUGCUUCCGUCCCUCCCCAGCCCAGGCUCCUGGGUUGAGGUGGCCACCCAGGCAUCCUCCCAGCAUGUUCCAUGUAGUUGUUAUAACUGGGUGGGGGGUGGGGGGCGGCGGGAGGGGGAACCAUACCCUGAAGUCCAGUCAUUGACAAAUCUUCCCGCUGAUGGUGAUGUCAAUUUCCAAAGCAGCUUCUCCAGCCAAAAUCGCAGGUCUCAAAACUCCCCAUCUGUCUCCCAGUAACCUGGACGGAAGGGAGUCCUCUCUGCUCAGAACCACACCCCUCGUACAAAUGCUGCCAUCUCGUUCAGGCCCCAUGUUGCUCCUUGCUCUAGGAUUAACACCAGAUAGCAUGAAUAGCAGUCUCAAUACAACUGGAUAAGGCCCUAGACUUCCCGAGGAAACAGAGUCACAAACACCAAGCCACGUCGACUCUUGCCGACCACCGGCCCAGCAUUCACUGAAAGUCGGGAACACAAAAAUAUCACUUUUCCUCUUUAAGCCGCCUAACGGUCACUACAAGCUUACAUUGAGAUGCUCUAAGUCUGUAUACCUUGUGAUAAUUAGUACCACACUGUAGAAUUAGGAAAUCAAUAACCAAGUGUUUUUAUUGCAUAUACUGUAGUCCUGUCUAAAUGCCUUCUAGCAGGAAUAUAGUAAUGUAGUGCUUAUUCUGUGAAUAUUACCAUGUAUUUUUUACAUUGUACAGUAUAGAAAACACAGGUUAACUCCGAAGUGGCAGGCAUGCUCCACUACAACAGACAGACAACUUUUGCUGUAAGCAAUACCUAGUGGUAUGAGAAUUCUAUUUCAAGUCCUAAAAUAUUUCAACUUACAGCUCGUUUGGAAAAAAAUUUCCAUUUUUGUAAAAAUAUAUGUUUCCUGAUUACCUCUUGCUAAUAAAUCUAUUCUAUCUCAGGGUGAACAGCGAGUUUUGAUGGGUUUCAUUUGUUCAGUCAAAGAAUAUUUGAUGAGCACUUGCGCCUUACCCAGCCCAGGCUGGGACCAGAGAUCCAGAGUGUCAAGGACACUAUCCCUGCUUUUUAGGCACCAACAGUUUGAUGGGGAAGACUGUUUCAGUUGCCUACUGCACCAAGAACAACCCACUCCAAAACAUAAUGGCUUAAAACCAUUUUUUGUUACCUUUCACAGUUCUGUGGGUUGACUGGGUCCAGCUGUCAGUUCUUAUUUGGAGUCUCUCGUGAAGUUUCAGUCACACAGCAACUGGGGCUGGAGUCAUCUGAAGGCUCAACUGGACCAGGCGGUGCUCUAGUUGGUGCACCAAGAUGGCGCUGUCACGUGGCUGGAUGUUGAUGUCUGCUGGGCUGCACUAGGGCUGUUCAUGGGAGCAUCCACACAUGGCCUCUCUAUGUGGCUUGGGCUCCUCACAGUCUGACACCUGGGUUCCAAGAGCGAAGCUGCAAGGCUGAAGCUGCAAGGCUGCCCAGAUGGCAUCCUGCCCAGCUGUGUCCUCACUGUCACCCAGGAAGGGAAGCCCCGGAACACCACCCUCAGUCACAGGCAUGGGGCCCACUGUAAGGCACAACCCCUUCCAGAGCUCCCAAGGCCGCCUCCCCUGGGACCUGCAGCCACCUGGCUCCAUAACCGCUUUUCUGUUUCCUCCAGACAUUUCCAUCCCCUACUUUGUGCUCGGAUCUGAGGGGGAUAGCAAGUGGAGAAAGAGGGGAUCUAGAGGGAGAAGGUUCUAGAUCCUUCUUUUGACUGCCAGCUGGUUUUGACUGCCAGCAUUACCUGCUUCAUGAGCUCAGCCAAGUCACUUAACCUCUCAGAGCUUCAGUGUUCUCAUUUGAAAAAUGGGGAGGAAAAUGAUGUCUCAUGACAGAGUAAAAUUAAAUGAAUUAUUAUAAUUAA
This is a messenger RNA of Mandrillus leucophaeus (drill), 6378 nucleotides long. RefSeq names its product Ras protein-specific guanine nucleotide-releasing factor 1 (gene RASGRF1). Gene Ontology annotation, cellular component: plasma membrane. Gene Ontology annotation, molecular function: guanyl-nucleotide exchange factor activity; protein binding. The record is from RefSeq and is a predicted model, not a curated record. NCBI's taxonomy places the organism in Eukaryota, Metazoa, Chordata, Mammalia, Primates, Cercopithecidae. The transcript is spliced from 28 exons. Bases 373 to 4194 code for a protein of 1273 amino acids. Gene Ontology annotation, biological process: Ras protein signal transduction; positive regulation of GTPase activity.